Ilyonectria robusta is the source of this 498-nucleotide messenger RNA. RefSeq lists its product as uncharacterized. Lineage: Eukaryota; Fungi; Ascomycota; Sordariomycetes; Hypocreales; Nectriaceae. The transcript has a single exon. The record is from RefSeq and is a predicted model, not a curated record. The annotation marks the transcript as partial.
GGCGACAAGAAGCGACCGCGAACCUUGGUUGCUUUUGAGUUCAUCCUGGUCACGGGGACCAACAAGACGCGGCUCGAGAACGUUGAGAUAGUGGCCGGCUUCCGAGCCACGGGCGCGCGAGACGGUGUGCCCCUCGGCGGGAACCUCUCCGACUGGGAUCCCGUGCCCACCAAGUGGGCUCCCGAGCAGCCGGUGUUGCCGAGCAACUUCGCCGCGGGCCAGAUCACUGAGGAGAAGAACACCGAGAACGAACUCAAGGGAGGGUACGACCCGUACGUCGGCCUGGGCACGAAGCGCAGCAGCGGUUCGACGCUCGCUGUGGAGCGUGUCUACUACCGCUACAUCGCUUCCUCACCCGCCCUCUUCGACAAGAGCUCGCGGCCCCUGAACGCCAUGAAGUGGGAGUUGGUUGAGAACCAAGCGCUCCGCAGCGGCGUGCAAUACCAGGUACGCACGGCAGUGCUCCUCCGUCGCAAGAGGUCCGACGACGGCACGUUU